GUGGGACCCAUAAUAAUCAAGAAAGAAGCAUUAUGACCGCUUAUCAAAAUAAUCCUUAUCCGUAACGCUACUCAAUUUUCUAUUGGGUAUUUCUAUUGUUCUAUUCUAUUACACACAACACCCAUUUCUGACUCAUCAUCUUUCAUAUUUAUCCAUCUUUUUCUUCCACUUCCAACAACAACAUUAAUCGCUGUACUUUCACGCUUAUCCUUUCGAUUCAACCGAAGAACAACAACAUGUUCCAUUACUCUACUGUUGUUGUUGUUACAGACAUACUAGCAAACCUUGUUACAUUCAUAGCUCCGCUAUGGAUUGCUGUUAUCUUCGGUGUUGUUGUUGGUUGGGCUUGGAAACCUAAAUGGGCUAUUGACCCCAAUAACUAUGAUUGGAAGAAUACUUUCUUCAAAAUUCGGGUUCCUUGGAUUACUCAUUCGGACCUUCAAAAUCAACCCGAUUAUUCUACCACUACUACUACUACUACUACCAGUUCUGGUUCUUGUGAAAAUGAGAAGGGAUUGAAGUGUAUAGUGAAUGAACAUGAUUUGCAAAAUUUGUGUAAGUUGGUUGAGGAAAAAGAUGGUGGACCUGCUUGGAUUCAGAUGAUGGAUCGUUCUACACCAACCAUGAGAUACCAAGCUUGGCGUAGGGACUUAGAGAGUGGACCGCCACAGUAUCGUAGUAGAACGGUGUUUGAAGAUGCGAGUCCUGAGUUGGUUAGGGAUUUCUUUUGGGAUGAUGAAUAUCGGUUGAGAUGGGAUGAUAUGAUUGUACAUGCUUCAACUAUUCAAGAGUGUGAGGUCACUGGAACAAUGAUUGUGCAGUGGGUGCGCAAGUUUCCCUUCUUUUGCAGUGAUAGAGAAUAUAUCAUAGGUCGUCGAAUUUGGGAUGCAGAGCGAGCUUACUACUGUGUUACUAAGGGAGUACCAUGUUCCUCUGUGCCAAGGCACAGCAAACCUAAACGAGUAGAUCUAUAUUAUUCAAGCUAUUGUGUUCGUGCAGUUAAAUCGAGAAAAGACGACCAGAUGACUGCAUGUGAAGUGUUAUUGUUUCAUUACGAAGAUAUGGGCAUUCCUUGGGAAGUCGCUAAGCUUGGAGUUCGUCAGGGUAUGUGGGGAGCCGUCAAGAAGUUCGAUCCUGGACUACGUAUAUAUAAGAACGAAAGGGAUUCCGGUGCUCCACUGUCGCAAUGUGCUAAUAAUGCCAAAAUCAACACCAAAGUAAGUGCUGACUAUGUGAGAUCUUUGGAAGACUCAACCAGUAAUAUAUUGGAGAUGCAAAAUCAGGAUUCGUCUGACAAACUGACCGGGAAAAGCAUACCUAAGCUUCUAGUUAUUGGCGGGGCCAUUGCCCUUGCCUGCACUCUUGAUCAAGGGCUAGUGACUAAAGCGGUUCUAUUCGGAAUAGCCCGAAGGUUUGGAAAAUUUGGAAGGAGGUUGUGACAUGUGAGACACGUUAUGUUUUUUGUUUAUUGUCGAGAAAAUACUAGCCGAGUUAUUUGUGGCAAUAGAGUUAGAAAUUGAAAUGUGACCUUCUUGCCUUCAAGCAAACUGUUUAUUCUGUAUAUCUAGUUGGCAGCCAUGGUUUAAGGGAAAUGAUAUUAUUCUUUUCUCCAUUUGAAUGAGGAUAAUAAUGCAGCUUUUAAGUGAAAAUAUGCACAUUGUAUAUUUAAGUCAUUGAAAUGGAGAUUCUCAUGCUGCAUGAAUAAAAUCAAUAUUCAGGUUUUUCUUGA
Molecule: messenger RNA, 1729 nt
Organism: Trifolium pratense (red clover)
Lineage: Eukaryota; Viridiplantae; Streptophyta; Magnoliopsida; Fabales; Fabaceae
Exons: 6
Coding region: 237-1439 (400 amino acids)
Molecular function (GO): lipid binding
Source: RefSeq, a predicted model, not a curated record